CUGCUCGAGCCUGGCCCGCGCGCCGGUUUUUGUGUCAGUGUGGUGUGUUUGAGAUGUUUCCAAAUGUAAAUCAAUUAUGUGAAGGAUUUUUAAUUAUUUGAAAGACCUAAUAUAAUCUUGGUUAAUUAUGCCUUCUACUUUAGAUGAGAGUGGUUGCCCAAUGUACAGUAUUUUGAUGGACAAUAAUAGUUCUAAUGUUGCGGUACAAUGUGAUCCCAAGAAACAAUAUGAAAAUAUAAGUUAUGUUAAACAAAAAAUGUUGGAAACUGAUUUUAUUAUAAGACAAUACAAAAAGAAUGUUCUAUUUGAAAAAUCAGGAGGAUUUGAUAGAUUGAAUUCACCAGAUGGAUAUACUGAAGAUUGCACUUUCAAUGUUGCUGCAACUAAUGAAUUGGCAGUGGGGCUAUCAAAGGAGAAAGCGGAACUGGAAGUGAGAUUGGCUUCUACUGAAAUCAAAAUUCAGGAAAUGAAAUCUCAUAUUAAUCAACUUCAGAUGCUGGUUACUGAAUAUGAAACACAAAUAGAAGCUUUGAAAAUAGAAAAUCAACUACAAAAAUGUAAUACUAAAGAAUACAACAAUAUGAUUAAUGAUAUAUGUCUGUUACGAGACAUUGUACUAGGCAAAAAAAAGAUGCAAACUAGACAUAAAAAGGUUUUAAAAAAGUAUGAUAAAUAUAAAUCAACUGCAAGUGAUAAUGCCUCUGAAGGUAGUGUCGAUGAAUUGGACAUAUUUAAUCAAUCAUCAACAGGAAAGGCUUCAAAAAAAUCAUCUAAAAACAAAACUAGUCAGGCAAAGGGCUUAUUGAUCGAAACAAACACUGCAAGUAAAAAGAUAGAAAAGGGCAAUAAGUUAUUGAUACAUGUUAAUGGUCGUCAAGAUUCCGAUUCUGGCAAUGAAAUCAUUAAUGAAGAUUCUGGUUUCAGUUCGUUUGGUAACAGCCCAGAUUAUUAUCCAACUAAUAGUCCUUGUAGUACAAGUUUGGUGCUAAAAGAGAAGAAAAAUUAUGUCGAUAUUGCUACUAGUCCUAUAACUGUUCAGAAAGAAGUUGAAGUUAUAACACAUCCUUUAGAUAUUAUAGAAAACCACCAGUGUAUAUCAUGCAGUCAAUUAAGUAAUAAUCUUCAAACAGAGAAGACCUAUUCCGAUAUAGCUACUAGUCCACUCACAGUGCAGGAAUAUGUAAUUGAAAUUGUUAGUUCAGAUAAAGAUUCUACUGAUACUGAUAAUCUAUCAAGUGAAAGAAGUCAAAAUGAGAAGCCUGUUUCUGAUGAACCUAACAGAAUCAAUACAGUACAAGAAAAUCAAGUAGAAAUCAAUGAUGAAGCUCAAGACUGUGCAACAGCAGAACAAUUAGCCUGUUCUGAAAUGGAAAAUUAUUUAAAUGAUUUAGAUGAAAUUGUGAGUGACCAACCAUUGAAUGAUAGACCACAAGAAGAAAAAAAUACUGGUAAAGCUAAUGAAACCAGUACUGUUCAGGAAAAUCUAGAAGAUAUAAUGAAUGAUGAUAAAGAUAAUGUGUCUUUAUGUGAUUCGGAUAUUAUAGAAGGAUGUCUGUUUGGACAAGAUAGCUUCGAAACCGAUAUUCCAUUAGAUAACGAAACAAAUCAGAAACACUUUUCCGAUGUAGCAACUAGUCCUAUAACAGUACAAGGAAAAUUGGUAGAAAUCGCAACUAGUCCUGUACAAUUUAUAGACUGCAUACCUAACAACUUGCAUGAUGAAGUAACUAUCAAGAAAGCUACAUUUGCAAAUAGGCAUGUUGAUAAAAACAAAACAAUUGGAAUAAACACUAUACAAAUUAAACAGCGCGAAAUAGCAACUAGUCCUAUUAAAUUUGAUCAUAUUCCUGGUGAUCAGGAAAGUACAAUAAGAUUAAGCGAACGAGAAUGUCUAGAACUCAAUAAUAGUAAAAAUAAUAAUAAUUGUAUUGACUGUGAGGUAGAAAGUAUUUUAAGAACGAUGCGACUAGAUUGUGAAUUAAUAACACCCAUUCCUAAAUCGCCAUCUAAAUCACAAAAAGUAGAAACUAAUUUUGCCACUUGCCACAGGUGCCAAGAUAUGGCGAAGCUUGAGAAGGAAAAUAAAAACUUACAGUUAACACUUCAGGAAAUCGCAAAAUCAAUGUCUAACAUGACAUGGUUAAUAAAAAGCAGAGGAGUCUUAGUAAAUAAUAAUUUACAUAAUGAUAAUAAAGAAUCUUGUGAUUUCGUAAUGGACGAUUUUACUCCACCGAUCGCGUCUAAUGUAAAUAUUCGAGACUGCAAUAAUGCACCAGAAAAUAUAACAAAUGAUUUACUAAGUUCAGUAGCUAUUAGAAACAAAGCGAAAGUAGCUGAUAUUAUAAAAAUAUUAGAAUUUGGCGAAAAUGAAAAUCACCUUAAUAACAAUAAAAUUUUAAAUAAUGAACAUCAACCACUAUCAAAUAUACCAAUUUCAAAUUCAAUUCAAAAAUGUGACAACAAAAACCCAGUAAGCAAUAAACAAGUCCUAAAUAAGUCAAAUGAAACCGCAUCAGACAGAUUACAUAGCGAAGAGAUAAACGAAGAUCAACCUAUUUCAAAUACAGAUUUAAUAAAAUCAUGUGAAGUUCAGAAGGAUAUUGAUGAAAAUGAUAUAGACCAAAGUUGUAACAUGAAUGUCGAUGAACAAAAUGUAUCUCAAUCGCCCACCAAAAAGGUUAAAAAGGUUAUAAAAUUGACGAAAUUAGAGAAAUGGAAGAGAAAAUUGCUUCCAAAGUCUAAAAUCCGAAGAGAAUUAACUCCACCAAUCAGAAAAGAUAAGAAAAGGAAACAGAUUUUAAAGAAGAAAGUAAUAGUAAAUGAAUCACCUAAACCAGCUAUAGAUACUAAUGCAGCAUAUAAAAAAGCCGUUGAAGUAAUGGCCGAAUUAAGAGAUAAGGAAAAGAAUAAAACCGUAACAAAACCAUGUGUAGUCAAAGCUUUAGAAAAGAGAAAUGAAUGCAACCAAGAAGUACUUAUUGUACUCUCUAAAUGUGAUGAUAUUAUUCAAAAACAAACAUGUGAGGUUGAAGAAACAACUGCAAUAAAUGAUAAUACUGUGCAAAAAGAAACACAUGUUACUGUAGAAAAAAAUCCUACCUCACCAUCUGUUACUACAAGAAGUCGUAGUAAACGGUUGUCUUCAGAACUUUUUAAUAGUCCAAAGAAAGACAGCAAACGAGAUGAGCAAGUUGAAUUGUCAUUAGAAAAAGAGAAUUCUACAAGUCCUGUUCGCAGAGGACGGAAACGUCGUGCGUCCGACAGAUCUGAGAGUACACCUAAAAGGUUACUACGAGGAUCUGCCAUGCAAGAGUCUAGCAUAAAUAAGACUGAUAAUUCUAAUACAGAAGUAAUUAAAUCAUUGCAUAAAGAUUCUGAACCUAUUGUCGUUAGGAGAACCUCGAGUCGCUUAUCUUCACUUAAUUUAAAAGACCCUGAGCGUAGUCUAAAAGAAAUUAUUAAUUACAAUGAUCUAGAUGUUCUAACUGGACCUACAUUACCUGAAAACAAUGAGCAACAAACUUGUGUACCAGAAAAGAUGAACCCUAAAGACAGCAUUCUGUGUAGAAUGUUAGAAAAAUAUGCAAGAACUUCAGUUAAAUUCCAAGCCAAGAAAAUACCAGAAGCUAAAGUAAAUAUGAUCGCACGGAAACUCGAAGAAGACAUUGCAAAUAUUAUAACAAUACCUCAAUAUGAAGCAAAGAAUGCAAUGAAUGAUUUAGUUGAUGAAAUACAACAUUGUGACAAGAAGGUGUUUGUGACGGGGCUUAUGAAGUAUUUGAAAGAGCCAGCACGUAAAGACGAGCUGUUUAACAAAGUGAUUGCCCCGCCAGCUCCGCUAAUGACCAAAUCUGAACAAGUCCUACUAUAUAUACUGAAGCAAUUACAAGCUUGUUGGGCUCCACUAAACAUUGUAGAAACUAUAAUGAAAACUAUAGAAUUCUCUCUAUUUCAAUUAAAUCAUACACCAGAGUUCGGAAUAGUUGAGAGUCUGUCACAUUUCUAUGCCGUUCUCUGUAGAUAUUUCUCAGUCAAGAGUCGUCUACGUCUAUUCAUGUUGGACGCUAUGUACUGCAUUCAGUUCAAAUCAGUGGCACUUAUAAAGCAAUGUCUUGAAGUUUGGAUGCAUAUUUUACCUUUGGCUCAUAUGGGAAUGGCAAAAUGCCCGCUAGUUAUGUGUUUAAUAUAUCUGUUACACUUUUUCAAAUGUGAGGAUAAAUUUAACCGAGUUCAAGAAAUAAGAGAAAUAUUGAGCCGGAAAUACUUUUACCAAGUUAAAGAGUGGACCGAACCAAAAAUGUUGGAAAUGUUUAAGAACGCAUUAUUAGAAUUAUGUGAAAUUCCAGUUGAAAAGAAAAUGCUUCGAUUGGCAUUUAUCAUUCUUGCAAAGCGCAGAGGUCCACAUUGGACCCAAAAGUAUAUAAUCAAAGAUAUGAUCCAGCCUCUCAUAGAAAAGGCAGGUGUACCAGAUAAAGUGAAGGAGUUUUGUGUGUCAAUACUUGGACCACUGAUGAAGCCUUAUCCUAAUGACAUGAGAGUGCAUUGUGAGGUUGUUGUCAAUCAGCUAAUGGAAAUGUUAGAUCAUAACGCUAAACCCAGUAUGCAAGAGGCUAUUUUCACAAGUUUACUGUACAUGAGGCGGCACAAUCCGUCGCGCGUCAACCAGGCGCUGUUCACUUGGAGCCCGCGACACCUGACUCCAGAACUCGAACAUCUGCUGAAAGACUACGUCAGAGAGAAGCCCGCUAAAGUAUGGAAACAUAUACUGUCAAAGAUUACCAUUAUAUAAAUAUAGUGUAAUGUAAUUUUUUUUUAAAGUAAAUAACCAAUUUAGUGAGGAGAACAGUUCAGUUAUCAAGUGUUUUAGUCGUUAAGAUGGCGGAUCUGUAUUUCUUUUGAAAUUUUUACCCAUUUUUUUUAUUUU
Papilio machaon (common yellow swallowtail) is the source of this 4924-nucleotide messenger RNA. RefSeq lists its product as uncharacterized. Lineage: Eukaryota; Metazoa; Arthropoda; Insecta; Lepidoptera; Papilionidae. The transcript is spliced from 12 exons. The record is from RefSeq and is a predicted model, not a curated record. The coding region runs from base 128 to 4789 and encodes 1553 amino acids.